UCUCCUCUCACUCUCACUAGGAGGAGAUGCCAGACAUUGCCCUUAACACACUCGACUACUAACUGUCGCGCGGGAAACAAAGGGUACUGUAGAGUCAAUAGUCUCGCGCUCUAUCCAAGCCCAUCAAGCCAUGUGAAAGAGAUCUACUGCAAAGGGACGUCACAAAUAUACGCCGUCGGGUUGAGCUCCGCUCCCCGGAAAACAGAGACUACACCAACCCGUAAAGAACGGUGCUUGCAACCUGAGAGAGAAUAACAGAAUUAAUGGACAUCAUUAGAUAGUGGUUGUCAUAUUGAUUGCCUAAAUCGUUUACGCCUCCGAGCGGGGGUUUUGUUUUUUUAAGCAGAGGCGAGAGACACAUUUCUAUUCAAGGGGGAACGGGUCUGGCCAUCGAGAUGUCAGAAGCUUUGUCACAGCAAGAGAGACUCCGGGCUAUUGCUGAGAAGAGAAAAAAGGAGGCUGAGAUUGAGAACAAAAGAAGACAACUGGAGGAUGACCGCAGACAACUCCAGCAUCUCAAGUCAAAGGCACUGAGAGAGCGGUGGCUGUUGGAUGGAGCACCAUCCAGUGGGGAAGAUGAGGCACAGAAACAACUACAAGAGGAUGAAGCCAAGACCAAACUACUAGAAAAGACCAUCCUUGGACUAGAACAAGAAAUUGAUGAGCUUGAGAAUGGUGUGCCUUUGAAUAAAGCGUCUGAAGAUGGCAAAGAAAAUGCACCAGAUGGUCCAGUUAAGGUUGAGAAUGGCAUACAGCAGCCCAGCCCCAAUGCAGACCAAACCACCAAGAAACAGAUCACAGGCAUUGAGGCCAAGCUCCAGUGCACCAAUCCUGACGUUGCCAUUGAAAAUGCCAGUGCAGAUCACCCCGUCACCAUGGUAUUCAUGGGCUACAAGAAUGUAGAGGAUGAGGCAGAGACCAAGAAGGCAUUGGGCAUAGAGGAAACAGUGAAAGCUGAAUUUGUGGUCAUUGAGGACAGUGAGAGCAAAGGGGAGCAGGCCCCAUUGAACGGCAGCACCUCCACUCCUGACAAAGCUCAGGAUAAGGCCAAGAAUGAGGAGUCGAAAGAGGAAGGCAAUUCGAAAGAAAAGCAGUCAUGUAAGUGCUGCACAGUCAUGUGAGUCCCACCACUCACACUGAAGUUUAGACUCUUGUGGAAAACUGACUCCCUGACCAUAACGCAACAAUGAAUAAGUAUACCCUGUAUACUUAUUGUUAACUUUUGUUGUCUAGUAUGUAUGUCUUUUUUAUUUCUAUUAAUAUUUUUCUAUAUUUCUGUCUUGACAUUUAUAUAUCUAUAUAUACAUAUAUUUUCAUUAUGUAAUCUUAUGAAGUCUAGUAUUUUGCUUGUUGAAGAACAGAAAAUGAGGACCACUACAGAUUCUACUUCCCCUUAUUUUAUUUUAAGGAAAAUAAGAUAAACUUCUCGAUAUAUGAACAUUUAGCUGUUUAUCUCCCAUAUACGUUUGUGUUUCUAAAAUAUUACUUUAUUACUGAGAAGAAAUGAUUAUAUUGAUAUUGCAAUGUUAUUAUGCUUUUAAUAUAUAUUUUGUGCCUUUUGUUUUGUUUUAUUUUUUGGCCAAAUCAUCUCAGAUCACUGUGAACACUGGUACAUAGCGUGUAGUCUUUUUCCACAAUCAUACAUUCAUAUAUUUGUAAAUACGAUCCAAUUAUUUAUGACUGUUCAUGUUAGAAUAGAAUACUAACUAAAUAGGCAACUACAUCUACCCCAGAUCCCCACUUUUACCUACAGCAGCUAUCUGCUUUAACAGUAAAUCACUUUUUAUAGGUCAAAUGCUAUUUACAGGAUAAUCCGUUUUGAACAAAAUAGCAAAGAUAUUGCUUUUAUACUGUACGAUGUACAUGAAGGAUAACACUGUUAGACAUAAUUGUAAUCAAUAUUAAUUAUUUGAAGAUUAGGACAUUUUUCCCAAUACACUGAAAUGCCUCCUAUCACGUGUUAUUGCUCAUAUAGUUAAAAAAAAAAAAAAAAAAAAGAAAUAUAUAUAUAUAUAUAUAUAUAUAUAUAUAUA
Myxocyprinus asiaticus (Chinese sucker) is the source of this 2033-nucleotide messenger RNA. RefSeq names its product paralemmin-1-like. Gene Ontology annotation, cellular component: membrane. The record is from RefSeq and is a predicted model, not a curated record. Gene Ontology annotation, biological process: regulation of cell shape. The transcript is spliced from 7 exons. Lineage: Eukaryota; Metazoa; Chordata; Actinopteri; Cypriniformes; Catostomidae. Bases 396 to 1121 code for a protein of 241 amino acids.